This is a messenger RNA of Eurytemora carolleeae, 1320 nucleotides long. RefSeq lists its product as uncharacterized. The transcript has 7 exons. Bases 1 to 1179 code for a protein of 392 amino acids. The record is from RefSeq and is a predicted model, not a curated record. Lineage: Eukaryota; Metazoa; Arthropoda; Copepoda; Calanoida; Temoridae.
AUGCUUGAAGUUUGGAACAGCACUACCCUGAGUGUUCUAAUCAAGGCGAAAGGAAAUGCAAAAUUAAGAAGACAAGAAUGGGAAGCUUGGGCAAUAAAGAAACAUGGCAGCCUUCAGUCAGCAUAUAGCAAUCCAAGGGUAAAGGUUCCUAAGCUUGAAGAUCUAUUGGUUGAAGAGUGGAGUUUAGCCCGACCUAAUCAAGCUGGAAUAUCAGCCUGGACACUCAAUACUUAUAUCAGGAAGUUUGAACAGCUUAAACAGGAUUUGAUAAAAGAACAGGAAGAAGAAAAAAGGCAAAGGAUGUUGAGAGCUGCUCCUGUUAUGAUUCCAGACUGCUUCCCUGGCUCCGAUAUACCUAGGUUUGAUCUCAAGAAGCUGCAGGAUAUUAAGAAGCUUCCCCAGGAGGUUAAGCAGCUUAUCAAGACAAGGCAACGUGCUAAGACGAGGCAAGAGGUUGAAGGUUCAAGGUUAAAUUAUCUUGAACUCUGGAGAGAAGAGUUCUCUGCUCAGGUUCCUACCUGGAGAGGUUCAGGUCAUCAGCUACAGAUUCGUCUGUAUGAGUUACAGUGUAUCCCAAGCAUACGAAGGCGCCUCAAAUCUGCAAUAAUAAUGAUCUCACCAAGAAAUCCAAAACUGGAAGUUACUAAAUUGGAAGAACUUCCGGUAUUACUUCCUCGUGUCACACUAUUUCCUGAGGUUGACGAUAUCAGUGUGGAGGCCACUGUCCGGAGACCAGUUUUCGAGGCUGAACUUAAAGUUCCCGUGAUUACGUUCCGUACCGAGGUUGUUGAAACUAAAGGCCUCGGAGAGUUCAACAUUCCAGAGGUGCGCACAGGAUGGAAGACCACUGAACAGAAACCAGCUUGGCAUUCUCCAGCUUCCAGUUUUGUAGCAAAACCGGUUUUAAGCGUAGAAACAGGUUUUGGCUGUGAAUCCAAAGGUUUCGAAUGCAACAAAUGCUUUGCAAUAUUUAAUAAUAUUAACAACUUCAAGAAUCAUAUGAUGUUGCAUCUUGAUGUUGUUGUUGUCUCCCCCGGAGAUAAGCAGGAGUUGCAGUGGAGGGGAUUCAACACUGAUAUACGAUUGUGCAAAAAAAGAAGUUCCGAACUUGUUUCUGAAAUAAUGUGCAUUGACCUAGUCAAGGGUUUAGUUGAAAAUGCCAUGAAUUUAUCUAAAUAAACUGUGUGGGGGGGGGGGGAAGAUGGCGUUCUGGAAACAAAUGUUUAUAAAUUGUUGUAUCAUGUUAAAAUUGCAUCUACCAAAUAAAAUAUCUGAGAUUGAUCUUGGAGGAUUCUGAAAUAUAUUUUUAUGAACAAUGAA